Messenger RNA from Anisakis simplex (herring worm), 324 nucleotides. Lineage: Eukaryota; Metazoa; Nematoda; Chromadorea; Rhabditida; Anisakidae. The record is from the annotation of a GenBank genome assembly.
GUGCAUGACUUUCCGGCCAAGUUUAUCUACUCCGUUUCGGAAGAUACGCGUCCUGGCACUAUAAUUGGACAUUUGGUACCUGAAAAUGCCACCGUUCGCUAUGAAUUCUGCAGCAGCAGUAAUACGGCAAGCCAGCAAUCGUCUUGGGAGAGCGAUCACCAGGAUUUUAAGAAUCUAUGUGGAGCUGUAGAGGGUUUAGGGGGCACAGAAACCUCAGGUCAAGUUGGCAUUGGUGUGCUGACCUCAGGUGAGGUGGUCGUACUGGAUGAGCUGGAUCGUGAACUGAAGCCGUUCUAUCGAUUGGCUGUCGUCGUGAAGACUCGC